CCGGGGGCCUGGGACGGUGCUGUUCCCCAUCUGCAUGGCGUAGGACGGCAAGGUGACGUCGACCGUGUCCUCCCCCCCCAGGAGGAAGCGCAGCGCCUGCACCACCGAGGCGGUGGUGGUGGCGUGCCCUGCGACGUAGUCGGGGUGGAUGGGCGUGGGCCGGAGCGGCGUCCAACUUGCGUCAGAGGCCAGGGGAUACUCGUCCCCGUUCCCAAGGCGGAUGGCCGACACGGGACGCCAGAAGCUGUAGUGGUAUUUGGAGUCCCACGCGGCGAUCUGGGCGUCCGCGAAAGCGACGGCCCCACCCUUGAAAAAGGGACCGGCCUCGACCAAGUCCAUGGACGCAGUGAUCUGCCGAAUCAUGUUGUGGAGGCUGAGCAUCUGGUUCCCGGACCAGAAGACGGCGAUUGUGGACUCUUCCUCGGAACGUCCGCUCCCCGUCAUGCUGCCGUCGCUCUUCACCUCCAAGUAGG
This is a messenger RNA of Nannochloropsis gaditana CCMP526, 473 nucleotides long. RefSeq lists its product as uncharacterized. The transcript has a single exon. The annotation marks the transcript as partial. The record is from RefSeq and is a predicted model, not a curated record.